AUGCAAAGAAAAUAUGACAAGUAUUGGGGAACUCCAAAUGUCAUUAACAUGUUGUUGUUGAUUGCAAUUGUGCUUGAUCCAUGUCACAAGUUGGAUUUUGUAAAUUGGAUUUUGGAUGAGUCAUUUGGUGUUGAAAAGGGAGGAGAACUCAAGUCAAAAUUGUCUACUUGCUUGAAUUCCCUUUAUAAUCACUACCAAGGCAAAGAAGAUGAAUCUCAAAGAAAUCAAGAUGCAAUGAUCAAUGAAGAGGAUGAAGAUGAUAUCCUGAAUAUUUAUUUACAGUCAACUGGACGUGAUUCAGAUGCUAAAUCUGAACUUGACAGAUAUCUGAAAGAAGAUUGUGAGCCUAGAAACAAGUCGGCAGAGUUGGAUAUUUUGGGUAGUGGAAGGGUAAUUCAACCCGAUUUCCUAUUCUUGCACGUAUGGCUCGAGAAGUUUUAG
Messenger RNA from Arachis ipaensis, 441 nucleotides. Its product is annotated as zinc finger BED domain-containing protein RICESLEEPER 3-like. Gene Ontology annotation, molecular function: DNA binding. The record is from RefSeq and is a predicted model, not a curated record. NCBI's taxonomy places the organism in Eukaryota, Viridiplantae, Streptophyta, Magnoliopsida, Fabales, Fabaceae.